GGCAGGGCUUGUUCCCUAUAUAAAAAGCCAGCUGGCUGAAGGGACCACAUCAGACCAUCUCUUCUUCUCCGUGAGCCAGGAUCAACCACUGCUGAAGCAUGAGUUCCCACCAGCAGAAGCAGCCUUGCACCAUACCCCCUCAGCUUCAACAGGAACAAGUGAAACAGCCUUGCCAGCCUCCACCCCAGCAGCCAUGUGUCCCCCAAACCAAGGAGCCCUGCCAUCCCAAGGUGCCUGAGCCCUGCCAUCCCAAGGUGCCUGAGCCCUGCCAACCCCAGGUGCCUGAGCCCUGCCAGUCCAAGAUGCCGGAGCCCUGCCCCUCAACUGUCACUCCAGUACCAGCUCAGCAGAAGACAACACAGAAGUAAUGGUCUACAACCAGGUCCUUGAGGAGCCAAUCACUGGAUACUGACCCCCUUCCCAUUAUUCGUAUGGAUCCCAGUUGCCUCACAACAGCAUGCUGUCACCUUGAGUCACAGUCCCUCUCAUUUGUACCCUAAAAACAUGUGCUAUGAAGUUUUUCUUUCUACACAUUUGGGCCCUUGGAGCCUCUAAAUUAGACUGAAGAACUUGGUAGCUAAGCUGGUUCUCAGCCGCUCAAAAUUUCUCUGAAGAGGGACUUAAGGUGAAAAUAAGUGAUUCCGUUUUGUUUCGGCCCAUUAAAUCCACUUUCACUCCA
Messenger RNA from Heterocephalus glaber (naked mole-rat), 679 nucleotides. Lineage: Eukaryota; Metazoa; Chordata; Mammalia; Rodentia; Bathyergidae. The record is from RefSeq and is a predicted model, not a curated record.